This is a messenger RNA of Mycena indigotica, 1503 nucleotides long. Its product is annotated as Aminoacylase 1-like protein 2. The transcript is spliced from 15 exons. The record is from RefSeq and is a predicted model, not a curated record. The coding region runs from base 1 to 1503 and encodes 500 amino acids. Gene Ontology annotation, molecular function: dipeptidase activity. NCBI's taxonomy places the organism in Eukaryota, Fungi, Basidiomycota, Agaricomycetes, Agaricales, Mycenaceae.
AUGUCGACUCCUGGUGGCUGUUUCUCUUGGUUUUCAUGGAGCAAAUCACGCAACCCGAAGCCAUCUCCCACUCUUCAGCAACCAAGCCUUCCCUCUGUGGAACACAAGGGGCCCGAACGACGACAAUACAUAACGGCAUGCGACCAUUCUCUCAGCGACCCAACGACUUGGUGGCUCAGCACUGAUAUCUCUCCUCCUGCAUAUAACUCGUCCGAGUCUUUUGACGCUCAAGUCAUUGACCUUAAAGUGGAUGAAAUCGAUUCUCAGCUCCGCAGUCUUAGUAUGAGAAUCCAUGCGCAUCCGGAACUUGGCUUCGCUGAAGUUUUUGCACACGAGAUUCUGACCGAGUUCAUGACCGCACACGGCUUCACAGUGACGAAAAGCUAUCUAGGUAUUGCGACAGCCUUUCGAGCAGAGUACACCCAUGGAAAGGGCGGUCGCGUCGUGGGCGUAAAUUCGGAAUACGACGCCCUCAAAGGCAUCGGUCAUGCUUGCGGGCAUAACCUCAUAGCCGUCAGCGGUUGCGGAGUUGCUAUCGCGAUCAAGGCGGCCCUAGAAGCACACAAUGUCGCUGGUACAGUUGUACUGCUCGGAACACCUGCGGAAGAGGGAGGCGGCGGGAAAGUCAUCCUACUCGAAAAAGGUGGUUACGCCGACAUGGAUCUUUGUUUAAUGUGUCAUCCGAAUCCUGGUCCCAUAAACUCAGUGGGUGUUGCUACAUCCACGGCGUUGCAGCAACUCGAUGUGGAGUACUUUGGGCAAAAUGCCCACGCUGCUGCCGCCCCAUGGGAAGGCAGAAAUGCACUAGAUGCAGCUUUCCUUGCUUAUGGAUCGAUAUCGGUCUUGCGACAACAAAUGAGACCAGAUCAUCGCGUCCAUGGAAUAAUCACAUCCAACGAAGAAUGGCUGCCAAAUGUUAUUCCUGACCACGCUAAGAUGCAGUGGGUUGCUCGAGCUCCCAAUGCGUCAGAUCUCGCCUUGUUCGUGGAGCGUGUAAAGAACUGUCUGCAAGCAGCUGCAUUGGCGACGUCUUGUGAGAUGAAGUUGACACUGGGACAAGCUUAUCUAGAUUUACGCCAAAAUUCUGUGCUUGGGGGGUACAUUCCUUGUCUGUCCCGGCUGCUCCUAACGUGCUUCUCAAUAGGCGCCGAAUUUGCCGACGUUAUGAAGCGCUACAAGGUUUCCGCUGUGGCUGAGACAAGUAUUUCUGCCUCGACCGAUUUUGUACGCAGUCUCGAACCUCACCACCACCACUACAAUGUAUUGACUUCUGUUUUCCCCAAGGGUAAUGUGACCUAUGUGCUUCCUGCUCUCCACCCCGGUUUCGCCAUCCCAACGGAACCUGGUCAAGGCAAUCAUACUGCUGGUUUUGCGAAAGCAGCGGCUUCACAGAAAGCUCAUAAUGCGACAAUGCUCGUCACCAAAGGUCUAGCGCACACUGGUUUUCGUGCAUUACGGGACGAGGCAUUCUUCAAGCAGGUCAAGGCAGCCUUCCCAUCAUAA